Molecule: messenger RNA, 2647 nt
Organism: Ctenopharyngodon idella (grass carp)
Lineage: Eukaryota; Metazoa; Chordata; Actinopteri; Cypriniformes; Xenocyprididae
Gene: phf11
Product: PHD finger protein 11
Exons: 22
Coding region: 285-2231 (648 amino acids)
Cellular component (GO): nucleus
Molecular function (GO): histone deacetylase binding; histone binding
Source: RefSeq, a predicted model, not a curated record
AUAUGGCUGAAAGGAAGAAUCCGAUCGCCCCCUGCAGGGAGACCAACAACAACAAAACACAUACUUUUUCUAGUCAAAUUAGAAUACAUUUCAAAGUGGUCGAUUUUGGAGAUAUAUUUGAUGCUAGAAAGACAGUUACUGUCUGUUUGAGUAGUUAACAAGAGUGGUUUCAUGCAUGCCGAAGAUGAUGACGAUGUGACCCGCCUUCGAGGCAAUAAACGGAAACCGAAACUUAAUUCUACUGGAAGAAACAGUUCAAUGAAAACAACAUGAGUCGCUUUUGAAUGUCAGCCCGGCCCGCAGAGCUCAAGAUGGGUUCGGAUCAAUAUCGAUCAUCGCACAAAAUCAAUUGUGUAUUGUGCAAGAAAUCAGACGAAGACGAAAUCACUGGACCUCUCUCAUCCAAAGAGAACAUCUCCGCACACCAGAACUGUUUGUUAUUUGCAUCAGGGAUCUACUGCAAGAACUCGCCCACCUAUGAUGACCUGUUUGGAUUCGAUGUAGACGAUGUUAAGGACGAGCUGCGGAGAGGAAAAAGACUACUUUGCCACCAUUGUAAUAAAAAUGGGGCUACAGCAGGAUGUGAAAACAAGAGAUGUAGGCGCUCGUACCAUUAUCCCUGUGCUAUAGAGGCCAAUGCCAAAGCUAUUGAAGACUUUACUGAAGGCAGUUAUAAACUGCUCUGUGAAUUACAUGAUUCAAAAUCCAAAGGAACAAGUUCAGUAAAUUUGCAAGAGGCCUCAACAUCUGGUCUCAGUGGCUCUAAUAAGAAACGAAAAUCAGCAGACAGUCAUGGACGAAGAAGGCCUGACAGGAGUGAAUCUAAUUCAUCUACAGGGUCAUCAGAAGUGAGUUUGUCCAGAAAGAAGAAGAGGAAGUCAGCACUAGAUUUAACUUCUUCUCAACAGUUUUCAGAGUCUGAUGAUGACGUUGAACCCAUGUUUGCUCCAGUAGAGUCAGAUGUAGAAGAGUGUACACCUCCAAAACAGCACAAUCAGUCAACUCCUGACCCUGAACGUAAAGGGCCACGUGAAGAACUCAAUCCAUCAGCCACAGGUUCAUUAAAUGGGGGCUUAACAUCUGAUCAGAAGGCUUGUGGAUCAGCAGACAAUCCAGGAGAGUUGCAUGGCAGGAGCACAUCUGAUUUACCAAAAUGCUCACCAGAAUUGGAAACGCCCAGACGAAAAAAAAGGAAAUACAUUGUAUACUCAGAUGAUGAAAGUCCCAUCGGCACUAACCCUGUAGUAGCUCCUGUAGCGUCAGAUCUGGAGGAGUCUCUGCUUCCAAAACAGCCCAAUCAGUCCACUCCUGUGCCUGAAAAUACAAGGCCCUGUGAAAAACUCAACCUAUCAACCACAGGAGAAGAUGAUGAUGACACUGACAUUGAAUUAGAAAAAAAUGACAACAAAAACACAACACAAGGACACACAAAACCUCAAUGGCACAUUGGGACAAAGGAAGUGUCUCAGAGUUUGUUACAAUUAGAAAGGUAUCAUACCACUGCUCCAUUUACCGUUAUUGUGGACUCGGGGCUCUCAGCAGAAUCAGAGUACAGUCUAGAACCUGGUUCACCUGUCAGUGCUGACCCAGAGGCUGUUUGCCUCUCACCUGGUUCUGUCUCAGCCCCUGAACAUGAGGAUGAAACACCAUCCACAAGUAGAACCUCGCUGGCGCCCAGAGCUCCACCCACUGACACAGUCUCACCAGGUACUGUUGAAUCUCAGCCAGACCAGCACUGUGACAGCGAAGGUCUCUUAGGUCAACCAGAGUCACCUCAGCGUUCAAGUCCAACUGUAGAUGUUCCAAUGAUGGUAACAUCCGCAGUACGAACACUCUCAGCAUCUGACUUCAACAUCAAGCAGCAACCAGAACCUUUUCCUCCUGCUGGGGUGUCUACAUCACCAGAUCGGCCCGCUGCAUCAGAUGCUUUUGAUGUAAAUAGCACAGGACCCCAGUCCAAUGCCACCAUAUUCUGGACUAGAUGCAAUCAGGCCGGGUGGACUAAAGAAAUCUUCUCGGAGCUUGUGUCUCAGCUGAGCAGCCUGGGAGAAAGAGUACAAUCACAGGAAGCCAGCCACCAAGACUAUGAUGUUGCUCUCAAACUACUAGAGACAUCUGGACAACUACCUCGCAUUAUUACUCAGCUGGAACAAGAUUUGGAGAAGCAGAAACGAGAUUUGCGGAGGAAAAAAACAGCACUGAGGGAUGCCAGAGCUGUACUGGGUGUUUAAUAUAACAAUAUAAUCAUCUACUCUAUAGUAGUAUUAAUACGUUUUAUCAUUAAAAAAAAACAAAAAACUUUUUUAUGCCUACUUUAAAUAAUAAUAUAAUACAAUACCUGCUACAAACAGUCAGUCUUUUACACCUUUUUUUUAUAUUCAAGUGAUGCCACUGUUUAUACUGUAUGUUUACAAAAUCUUUGUUUAGUUUGUUUUUGAAUGGAAGUUUACAUCAAUGACAGAAAUCUCAUAAAAAAAUAUUCCUGGUAUAUAAUUUUGAUAUUAUCAUUCUUAUGUUCUCAUUCUCUAAAUACAUACCUGGAAACUAGUCGCUUUUCAGCGAAAUUCAACUUUUGAAUCAAAGUAUUCAUUUAUGUGAAUAGACUGGAGUGAAACUGUACAUUUGAAAAUAAAGGUUCCAAAAGGGG